Lodderomyces pseudojiufengensis is the source of this 987-nucleotide messenger RNA. RefSeq names its product protein geranylgeranyltransferase type I subunit (gene CDC43). Gene Ontology annotation, cellular component: CAAX-protein geranylgeranyltransferase complex. Bases 1 to 987 code for a protein of 328 amino acids. Gene Ontology annotation, biological process: protein geranylgeranylation. Gene Ontology annotation, molecular function: CAAX-protein geranylgeranyltransferase activity. The transcript has a single exon. The record is from RefSeq and is a predicted model, not a curated record. NCBI's taxonomy places the organism in Eukaryota, Fungi, Ascomycota, Pichiomycetes, Serinales, Debaryomycetaceae.
AUGUCAUUAUUACAUUCAAAACAUGAAAAAUACUUCAAUAGAUGUUUAGUAGCAUUACCAUCUCAAGCUUCAUCAGAAGAUUCAAAUAAAUUAGCUAUAAUAUAUUUUUGUCUACAAGGAUUAAUUAUAUUAAAUAAAUUUAAUUUUUCAAAAGAAGAAUGUAAAUAUCAUGAAAAUUUUAUAUGGUCAGAUUUUUAUUUUGAAGAUGAUGAAAUUGCAAGUUUUAGAUCAACUUCUUAUUUUAAAGAUUUGGGGAGGUAUGAUUUUGGAAAUUUAUCUGCUUGUUUUUUUGCAAUUGUAAGUUUGAUAAGUUUAGGAUCAGAUUUGAAAAGGUUAAAUCGGGAAAAGCUAAUGAAAUAUUUAGGGAAGUGUCAAACUAAAGAAGGUGGAUUUAUACCGUCUAAAUUUGGAGAACCAGAUUUGAGACAAUGUUAUAUGGCUUUAUUGAUACGACAGAUUAUAAAUAAUGAUGUAAAUACAAAUAAUGAUAUUGAUUUAAAAUCUUUAGAGGCAUUUAUACUAGAAAGAUUAAAUUUUAAUGGUGGAUUUAGUUCAACUAUAUUAGAUGAAUCUCACUUGGGAUAUACUUUUUGUGCAAUAGCUUCUUUAAAAAUGUUGAAUUAUCCGUUGGAUAAAUUGAAAAAUACUAGAAAUUGGUUAUUACAUAGGCAAGCAGAUUCUGAUGGUGGUUUUGAUGGUAGAGAGAACAAACUAACUGAUACAUGUUAUAGUUGGUGGUGUACUGGAAGUUUAGCAUUACUUGGUGAUGAAAAUUUAAAACUUUUUAAUCAUGAAAAAGCUGAAUCUUACUUGUUGGAAAAAACUCAAAAUUCGGUGGUAGGAGGUUUCAGUUCUAGACCUGAUGCUACUCCAGAUCCAUUGCAUUCAUUUUUAGCUCUUGCAAGUUUAUCAUUAUGGAAUCAUAAAAAAUUUCAAUUAAAUGAAAUAAAUCCUCUAUAUGUAAUUUGUAAAAAAAAUAUAAAUUGA